Messenger RNA from Hibiscus syriacus, 1344 nucleotides. Its product is annotated as guanine nucleotide-binding protein subunit beta-2. The record is from RefSeq and is a predicted model, not a curated record. Gene Ontology annotation, biological process: G protein-coupled receptor signaling pathway. The coding region runs from base 6 to 1139 and encodes 377 amino acids. Gene Ontology annotation, molecular function: signaling receptor complex adaptor activity; protein binding. Gene Ontology annotation, cellular component: cytoplasm; heterotrimeric G-protein complex. The transcript has 6 exons. Lineage: Eukaryota; Viridiplantae; Streptophyta; Magnoliopsida; Malvales; Malvaceae.
AAAAAAUGUCUGUUGCAGAGCUGAAAGAGAAGCACGCGGCGGCGACAGAGACUGUGAAUAAUCUGAGAGAACGAUUAAAGCAGAGACGCCAGCAGUUGCUCGACACUGAUGUUGCCGGAUAUGCAAGAUCUCAAGGAAAAAGUCCACUCACUUUUGGCCCAACCGAUCUACUUUGUUGCAGAACCUUGCAAGGUCACACCGGCAAGGUAUACUCUUUGGAUUGGACUCCGGAAAGGAACCGAAUCGUUAGCGCUUCUCAAGAUGGACGCUUGAUUGUGUGGAACGCCCUAACAAGCCAGAAAACACAUGCCAUAAAGCUGCCUUGUGCAUGGGUCAUGACGUGUGCUUUUUCUCCAGCCGGUCAGUCGGUUGCCUGUGGGGGUCUCGAUAGUAUGUGCUCUAUUUUCAACUUGAAUUCUCAGACCGACAGGGAUGGAAACCUACCUGUAUCGAAAACCCUUAGUGGGCAUAAGGGUUAUGUCUCAUGCUGUCAGUAUGUUCCUGAUGAAGACAUUCAUAUUAUUACCAGUUCGGGUGAUCAGACUUGUGUUCUAUGGGAUAUUACGACUGGCCUCCGUACUUCUGUUUUUGGGGGAGAAUUUCAAUCAGGACAUACUGCUGAUGUGCUAAGUGUCUCGAUUAAUGGAUCAAACUCAAGAAUGUUUGUCUCUGGUUCAUGUGAUGCAACUGCCCGAUUGUGGGAUUCACGCGUGGCAAGUCGAGCGGUGCGUACGUUUCAUGGUCACGAGGGUGAUGUUAACACCGUGAAAUUCUUUCCAGAUGGCAAUAGAUUUGGAACAGGAUCGGAUGACGGAACUUGCAGGUUGUUUGACAUAAGAACUGGUCACCAAUUGCAAGUAUACUAUCAACAGCAUGGUGAUAACGAGGUUCCACAUGUGACCUCCAUUGCAUUCUCCAUUUCUGGAAGACUUCUCUUUGCUGGAUACUCAAAUGGGGAUUGCUAUGUAUGGGACACAUUAUUGGCUAAGGUUGUUUUGAAUCUGGGAUCCGUCCAGAACUCGCACGAGGGACGGAUUACCUGUUUGGGUUUAUCGGCCGAUGGUAGUGCCUUAUGUACAGGAAGUUCGGAUACAAAUCUCAAGAUUUGGGCAUUUGGAGGGCAUAGGAGGGUGAUUUGAUUUGUAAGACGGGAAACCGAUUCGAUAUUGCCGAGUACUCUCCGUCUCAGGUUCACCCUACUUGCAGUAUCCUACAUGAAUCCUAAUCCUUUGUAUUUCAGUCAUGUCCAUGGUUUAGGAACCCCUAAUCUUUGUACUGUUGCUUGUAAACAAACUUCCAUGUCUAAAACCCCAAUUUGAUUAGCGCAUAGAGAGAGAUUUUGGA